GGUGAGCUGAACACAGUUGUUGGGAAAAGCGCCGAGUGGAACUGCGCCACAGUCAAAACAUCUCGCAUUGGCAUCAUCUCGCACUUGUUUUUCUUGGUCUCUCAUUUUCGCCCAGUGAAGUUUGUGUGCCUGCCCGAAAUAAGGCUCUGGCAGUGUGGAAGAAGAAAAAUCCCUGUGCAAUUUUCCUCAGUGCGUCUCACUCGCGCGCGCCUCUUGGGAGAAUUUUUACCAUCUUUUGCGUCCGGCGACGGAAAAGUGGCCAGGAAGACGUGAACCGGUCUUGACAGCGCGAGAGGGGAAGUGGGCGAGAGAGAGGGUGAAUUGAGGACAAAGAGGCAAGAUGGUGGUGCAUCCGGAAAACCCCAGAAUCCAUCCCCAAUUUUCCACCUGCCGCAGACUCGAGACUCUUUGUCACAUUGUGUGAAAAAUCCUGCACAUUUUUUCAAUUGAAUUUGUCGAAAUUGUUGUGAAAUUCAGAGUGAAAAAUUUUCGCGAAUUUGAAGAGAAUUUCUGCCCAGACUUUUCCUGGUCAGCAGAAUCAGCCACACACACACGGUGAUUGAAUUUUCCUGGCCCACAAUCCCGAGACAGUGAAGAGUGUGAGGGAAAAUCGGAUGCAGAGAGAAUUCAGUCAGAAUUUCUCUUUCGCUCCCAAAAGUGAAAAGUCGAUAUUUCCACGCCAUCAUCGUUGAAAAUCACAGUGAAAAGUCCACAAGUGUGGGCGGGGGUGAGGAAAUUCCCGGAAAGACACAUGAUAAACAUCGAAUUUGCUUUCGCAUUUUCCUGCAUCGCGGCAAAAUCACCAAAAAACUCUCUGAGUGGAAUUGUAAUUUGUGCGUGUGAUUCAUUCGUUGCCGACAAGAGAGCAAAUCAGUGAAUAAAUAAUUGAUUAGCUUCUUAUCACAGAGUUGGGCAAUAAAGUGAAUAAUCAUUGCUGAAGACACUCGAUUCCCGUGAGAGUGUUGUGCAGAGCAAACAGCCAAGCGUUGUGCAUCUUCUUCGAUGGUGUAAACACAGAGAGACAAACACGAGUUGAGGAAGCGGAAGACAUCACAUCCUGUCCAGGUGUUUGAGCACGCCAAAGAAGUCCCUCCAGAGACAGGUUUUCAGAUGAUGAUGAUGAUGAUCCAACAUUGAGGGACAAUUCACAGCGGCAAUAGUCAUUAUUAAUGUAUUCACAUAAUUAUGAGAGUAUAAAAAUUGUGCUGUAAUUAUUAACUUUAUAUGAAAUAAUACACUGUGCUAGUUGUUUUUUGCAUGACGCUGGAAAAUUGCGCGCGAAACUGACGAAAAAAAAGCAGAAGAAAAUUGUAUUGUGAGAGAGAAAUUGGAGAAAAACAGUGCUAAAACCGUUUCUUUUGUCCCCCCAAAACCGUGAUAUUUUGUACGAAGACGAACCCAAAACACGCGCAUUGCCACCAAAAAAAAAAGGAAAAGGAAUGGGCAAAUAGAGAUUUGGCGAAGAACUAUAGGUGUUAAGGCAAUCAUUUUUGUAACAAGAAGUGUGAUUUGUGAUAUUUCGGACUGAGUCUCUUUAUUCGGUUCUAUCAUUUUCUUCAUUCUCUUCCACCCCGAAAUGAAAAGUGAAUAAGUGAAAUUCUCCGCAUAAUCAGGCAGUGAUAUUUUUGCUAUAUGAUAAAUUGAGUGUCAAAAGUGCUAAAAAAGAAAAGGAAAAGAAACGACAUAAAAUCUUUUUUAAUUAUAGCAGAAGAUUAAUUUUUUUGCGCAUGGAAACAUUGAGGAGAGAGAGAUAAGAUUGCGAGAAUAAUCUGUGCAUAACUUAGAGAAAACAAGUGUAUUUUUUUCCGUGUAACAAAGUUGCGAUUCGCCAAAAUGCUGUCCUACAUGUUGCCAGUGGAGGAGAAGUCUCCGUCACCGCGAAAUCUCAACUUGAGCCUCAAUCUCAAUCGCAAUGGCGCCAACCAGCAGAUCAUCGACGAGACGUCCAAGCUGUUGGCCAGCGAGAGCACCGAUCAUCGCGAGAUCAACGGCGAUCACAGCCUGAUCAAGGAGGACUCCUUCGAUUCCGACGCAUCCUCGAAGAAGAUCAAGAUGGGAAAGCUGACAACGACUAAGAACGUCCCCCUAAAGAGAGUCUCUUUUGGCUCAUCAAAGGGAUCCAUGGUGGAGACUCUCGUCUUUGAGACACCCACACCACUUCCCGAGCAUGCAGAACGCGAGUUUGACUUCGCUGCCGCUUCCAGCGACAAGACGCCAACCAACCCGGCCAAUGGACUCGAUGACAGUGGAAUUGAGCUGCAAGAAGAGCUCGAGCGGUCCAAGGUGCGAGUGUCGUUUUUCCAGUGCAGUCAACCACAGCAAGUGAGCCCUCCUGAGAAUCACAUUGGGUGCUUCUUCAGCGACAACAACAACUCCAUUGUGACUGAUUUCAGCCUUCUGGACGCCGGUGGACAGGACAAAAUGACAGCCGCCGUGGCACAACCGUCCUAUGACAGGCAAAAUAGCACUGAAUCCGGAUGGGAUAAUCCGUUUAGGCCUGGAGGUGACCUUUCCCGUGAAGCCGAUGAAAUUGUCAACAUGAUAAAGGGUGGGAAGCCCAUCACACCGACCGGCGAUCUCAACCAGACAAUCGCCAAUGGCGUGGCUCACGGGGUGGAGAACGGGGCGAACGUGGUCGAUGGCGUGACAAAGAGUGAAGUUUCACAACUCAAUGCAUCACAGAAUGGUACAAAAUCACCUCAGAAGUCAAAGGACAAGCCAUCGACGAACGGCGACGCCACGAACGUGACGCAGACGCAAGUUGUGCCAGGACCGCAAUCCGCCAGUCACGUGGUGAUCGAGGACAAGAAGAAGAAGAAGUGUACUUGCUGUGUGAUCCAAUAAUAUGAUAUGAGAGAGAAGCAGUUUCUACCUUUUUAGUUUAGUUAUGAUUUUUUUUUCUUGAAGAAAGAGCGAUUUUACACGACUUGGCAGGAUUUUUUUCUGUUCUCUCUCCACAUCAAAAGAAAAAACACACACCGAGAAGGAUUUUUUAAGGUCUUUUUUUUUGUUAAACUAUAUAUAUUUUUUAUCAGUGUAGAAUCUUUUUAUUUAUGACACACAAACAGAAUGAUUAUAAAUAGAGCGAAAUGCAAGAUGACGAUGAAGAGAGCGAGAGAGAGAGAGAAGGAAUAGUGAAUAAUUGUAAUUUAGGAUGAAGAGAAAAAAUAUCUUAUAUACUCGAAGGAAAAUAUUAAAGAGAAAAACAAGUAUAGAAAUUUUCUAAUCAGUUUUCUCCUUCCCCUUUUUUAUACUACUUAAAAAAAAAAAAUGAAGAAAAACAAAGAGACGUGAAGAAGAAUUAUAAUGAAAAACAAGAUGAUGUGAAUGCAGUUUAGGAAUAAUUCGUGUUUUUUCGACAUUACCAAAGGCGACAGUAAGAAUUUUAAAUGAAAAACAUAAAGAAAAAAAAAACUAGAACCCACAAAAAGGCCACGAAUAUGUAGAUGGAAAAUCUUGUUUUCUUUUUCUAAUCUCUAACUGAAAACUCUUUGUCUAUCUCUAUGCAAUUUUUUGCCAUAAAAAACGAAUCACAGUAAGAGAGAAAAAAAAAAGUUGAAACCACAAAAUCUCUGAUCAAUCUUAGUAUUUUCUUAGAAGACAAGGUUAAAGAAAACUGUUAAUUCUUACUUCAAAAAAAGAAAACCGGAGAAUAUCACACACAAAAAAAAGAACCACCUGAGAAAAUAUUACCAAUUAUAUUUAAAGAAAAGAAUCAACACAAUUGUAAUUCUUGUAAGAAUCUGCUAAAGACCGAAACAUUUAACCCGAAUCCCAAAUAUUUCCUUCCUAUAUUUUAUAUUCUUGUUAUUUAUCAAAAUGGAAAAUAACAAUUAAAACAUUAAUGCAGAUGAAAAGAACAUCACAAAACCCACUCUGAACUGACCACAAAAAGGAAAUUCAUCAAAAUUCUAAGUCAUGCGAAAGGCAAAAGAAGCGUUCAGAAUAUAGUGACAACUAUUUAUAAGCUAUUAAAUAGUAUAAAAAAAAAAUUAUUAUUGUUUGCAAAUGCAAGAUGAAAAAAAAACACUACUAAAAAAAAUCCAUCUCUUAAAUGGGCGUCUGAUGAAACUCUAGCGAAAUAAAGUCUAAUUUAAAAUUAAUGAGACAUGAAUUCUCUUGUCAAUAAAUUAAAGAAAACAAAACACUAUUAAUUGAUCAUAAGAGAUGAGGAAGAAAAUGCAUAGAAUUUAAAUAAUUUGCGAGUGAUUUUUUAUAUGAUGAAAAAAGAAAGAAACAGAAACUGAAAAGAAUGGAAAGAAACCUUAUUUUUAAA
Molecule: messenger RNA, 4276 nt
Organism: Phlebotomus argentipes
Lineage: Eukaryota; Metazoa; Arthropoda; Insecta; Diptera; Psychodidae
Exons: 7
Coding region: 1834-2844 (336 amino acids)
Source: RefSeq, a predicted model, not a curated record